Messenger RNA from Suillus bovinus, 4485 nucleotides. Its product is annotated as CobB/CobQ-like glutamine amidotransferase domain-containing protein. The record is from RefSeq and is a predicted model, not a curated record. Gene Ontology annotation, biological process: 'de novo' IMP biosynthetic process. Lineage: Eukaryota; Fungi; Basidiomycota; Agaricomycetes; Boletales; Suillaceae. Gene Ontology annotation, molecular function: phosphoribosylformylglycinamidine synthase activity; phosphatidylinositol-3-phosphate binding. The transcript has 7 exons. The coding region runs from base 1 to 4485 and encodes 1494 amino acids.
AUGCUCGUUCUCCCAGGCUCAUCUGCACUCUCUUCGUCGAAGCGCCAGGCACUUAUCCAGCAAAUCAAAACCAUCAAACCGGAUGUAAUCUCUGUUGAUGCAGUCUACAUCCACCUCAUCAAGUCUCCGAGCCAAACGCUACAGGAUGAUCUAGCUAGCAAAGCAUCGCCACAAAGAAAAGCUAUUGAUCUAUUGCUGGACUACGGCGAUGACAUCAGACUUCCAUCGACAUCUGAAGCGCUCCACUCCGGACACAACGUCUUCUACGUUCUACCAAGAGCCGGUUCUAUAUCACCGUGGUCCAGCAAAGCGACUGACAUCGCUGGCAUAUGCAACUUAUCACAGCACAUAGAUCGUCUCGAACGCGGGGUCGCGUUCGUCUUCCAGCUGACAGAAAAUCAAGAUCUUGGAAAGGAAGAUUUGAUUAGGCUGUCCCAUUUACUUCACGAUCGUAUGACGCAGAGCGUUUAUAUGUCUCUACCUCUCGAGGACGUAGUCUUUCAACAUCACGCCCCGAGCCCCCUGCGGAUCGUGGAGCUGAGAGGCGAAGGAGAGGAAGUCGAUGCUGGUACUGCACGCGAGAAGCUCUCGACCGCGAACAAAGUACUAGGACUCGCGCUUGCUGCAGAUGAAAUUGAUUACUUGGUGGAAGCAUUUGUAUCUGGAUCGUCACCAAUCAACCGUAAUCCUACCGACGCGGAGCUGUUCAUGUUUGCUCAAGUCAACUCGGAGCAUUGCAGGCACAAAAUAUUUAACGCAUCGUGGACAAUAGACGAGACGCUUCUAGACCGGUCACUUUUCCAGAUGAUCAGGAAUACGGAAAAAAUCAGUCCGCUGGGAACAAUCUCCGCCUAUUCUGAUAACGCAGCUGUCCUUGAAGGCGCACAAGCCCCUCGAUUCGGCGUACAUAGUUCUUCUACCGAACAUAUUUACCAGCCUUCUGUCGAGAACAUGCCAAUUCUCAUCAAAGUCGAGACACACAAUCAUCCUACUGCAGUCUCUCCUUAUCCAGGAGCAGCCACAGGCUCAGGAGGGGAGAUUCGAGAUGAAGGAGCAGUAGGUCGAGGAUCGAAACCUAAGGCCGGAUUAGCUGGCUUCACUGUCUCCAACCUUCUCAUACCCGGCUAUGAGCAACCUUGGGAGACAGAUUUUGGCCGUCCCUCACACAUCGCGUCAGCCCUCGAUAUCAUGGUUGAAGGCCCUUUAGGCGCGAGUGCCUUCAACAAUGAGUUCGGUCGUCCGGCACUUGCAGGCUACUUCCGUACAUUCUCUGAAUCUGUCCCUGCUUCAGAGGACGGAUCAAAACAGGAGAUCAGAGGCUAUCACAAGCCAAUCAUGAUCGCUGGUGGAUACGGGAAUGUCCGCCCACAGUUCGCGAUGAAAAUGCGUAUCUCUCCAGGAGCGAAGAUUAUCGUCCUGGGUGGCCCAGGUAUGCUCAUCGGUUUGGGUGGUGGCGCAGCAUCUAGUCAGGUGUCUGGCGCCAGCUCUGCAGAAUUAGAUUUUGCAUCUGUCCAGAGAGAGAAUGCAGAGAUGCAGAGGAGAUGUCAGCAAGUUAUCGACGCUUGCGUUAGCUUGGGGGAGAGUAGUCCUAUCCAGAGCAUCCAUGACGUGGGCGCCGGUGGACUGUCCAAUGCACUUCCAGAGCUGGUCCAUGACUCAAAACUCGGUGCAAAGUUUGAGAUCAGGGACAUAUGGUGCAAUGAGAGUCAGGAACGCUAUGUCCUCGCUGUGUCGGCAGAGAAGGCCGGCGAGUUUGAAAGAAUAGCCCGAAGGGAACGGUGUCCAUUUUCCAUUGUCGGCGUCGCAACAGAGGAAGAAGAACUCAUCGUCACCGACCGCCUCCUUUCGCAAGAUGUCAUUCACCUCAAAAUGUCGACACUUUUCGGGAAGCCCCCUCGCAUGUCGCGCAAGGAUACCACGCGAAAGAUUGGUUUCAUGAAUUUUGAUACUUCCCUUUCAAAAUAUCUUCCCAACUCCUCCACCUUGUCCGACCGCAUGUCUCUCGCAGUGGACCGCGUUCUUCAUCUUCCAUCAGUAGGGUCAAAGUCUUUCCUUAUCACAAUUGGAGACAGAACCAUCACAGGCUUGGUGACUCGUGACCAAAUGGUUGGACCGUGGCAGGUCCCAGUUGCUGAUGUUGCUGUUACUCGGUCAUCAUAUGGCUUUGAUGUCCUGAGUGGUGAAGCCAUGGCAAUGGGUGAACGAACGCCUAUUGCUCUCCUAAAUCCAUCUGCGUCCGCUCGGAUGGCUAUCGGAGAGGCACUCACCAACCUGGCUGCAGCUUCCGUCUCCAGCCUUUCUCGUGUCAAGCUCAGUGCAAACUGGAUGUGCGCCGCUUCUAAGGAAGGUGAAGGUGCAGGAUUGUAUGCUGCCGUGGCUGCUGUCGGUAUGGAACUAUGUCCUGCGCUGGGCGUCGGCAUCCCCGUUGGCAAAGAUUCGAUGUCGAUGUCGAUGAAGUGGAAGCAAGGAGAGGAGCAGCGUGAAGUUAGUGCACCGUUGUCUCUCAUUGUCACGGCAUUCGCGCCGGUGGACAACGUCGAACGAACAUGGACGCCUCAGCUGCGUACAGAUCUGAACGAAACGACUGUGCUCGUCUUCUUCGAUCUUGCCCAUGGCAAGACGCGUAUGGGUGGAUCGGCGCUUGCGCAGGUUUUCAAGGAGAUUGGAUCAGAGGCGCCAGAUGUCGAGAAUCCUCUUACAGUUCAAACGUUCUUCAAUGGGUGCCAGAAGAUUAAGGAGAGUCAACCUGACUUGAUACUUGCAUAUCACGAUCGUUCAGACGGAGGGCUCUUCACAACUUUGGUGGAGAUGUGUUUUGCUGGUCGGGUAGGGGCUGUAGUCUCCCUUGACACCCUCCAUAGCGCUUCCGACCCUGUGGCGACAUUGUUCAACGAGGAGUUGGGAGCUGUCGUUCAAGUACGCGAGUGCCACCUGAAUAAGCUCAUGAGCGAGUUUGUCGACGUCGGCUUCCCUUCUACAUCCAUCCACGUUAUUGGGCGCGUCAACAUUGACCCUUCUGAUCAACUAUUCGCCGUGAAUCACGAAUCCAAGGUGCUAUUUUCGAGCACACGUCAGGAGAUCCAACAAGCCUGGGCCGACACUUCGUAUCGUAUGCAAUCCCUACGCGACAACCCUAUCGGAGCACGGCAGGAAUUCGACCUCAUCAAGGAUCACACUCACAAGGGUUUAUUUUACGACCUCACAUUUGAGCACACACCAUCCCCCUCACGAAGCCUCUCAUCGCGGCCGAAGGUUGCCAUCUUGCGUGAGCAAGGUGUCAACGGACAUGUGGAAAUGGCUUGGGCAUUUACAGCGGCAGGUUUUGAUGCCGUGGAUGUUCACAUGUCUGACAUUCUCUCUGGAGCACUGUCACUUUCGCGCUUCCGCGGUCUAGCAGCUUGCGGUGGCUUUUCCUAUGGAGAUGUGCUUGGCGCUGGGAAAGGCUGGGCUCACUCAGUGCUUUUGAACGACAUAGCGAGGAAGGAGUUUACCCACUUCUUCGCAGAUAAAAAUACGUUUACUCUUGGCGUUUGCAAUGGUUGCCAAUGGCUCAGUCAUUUGAGAGAGAUCAUUCCUGGCGCAGAUCAUUGGCCCGAUUUCAAGCCGAACGCCUCUGGACGCUUCGAGGGCCGGGUAUCCAUGGUCGAAGUCACUUCUAAUGAGGUGACGAAGGCCUCCGUCUUCUUGCGAGAUAUGGUUGGGUCAAAGCUUCCUGUCGCUGUUGCUCAUGGAGAGGGAAGGGUGUCGUUUUCUGACGAUACCCAGAGAGAAGCCCUGCGGAAAGCAGGCCUGGUCGCACUACAAUAUGUCGAUUCUGCGGGUGAACCCACAGAGGUUUACCCAUUGAACCCGAAUGGUAGUCCUGAUGGGAUUACCGGCGUGCAGACAAUUGACGGCAGAAUAAUGGGUCUCAUGCCACAUCCGGAACGCGUCGUAGCACUGGAGAGUUGUAGCUGGUAUCCAACCGCGUCUUUCGACUCUUGGAACGGCUCAAAGUGCACCAACAUUAACGUCGACGACAUGACAACCAGUGUGUCGCCAUUUGCUCGCAGCAGCACAUUCGAUGAGCCCCGCCUCGGCGGGCGCGAACAGACCAUUGAAGAAAUGUAUAGCGUCCCUGAGAGCUUCUUAGAAAUUGAAGUUCGCAAUCCUCAAACACACGGUUUUGGCAGAAAGAUGUAUACCGACUACGAGAUCACAAACAUUCCUGCAUUUAAGCUGCGCCAUUCUCUCGUUCGGCGCCGUUAUUCCGAUUUCGAAGCGUUCCGCGAUAUUCUGGAGCGCGAAUCUACUCGCGUCAACAUUCCUCCACUCCCUGGCAAAGUCUUUACUAAUAGAUUCUCUGAUGAAGUCAUCGAGGGUAGAAGGGAGGGACUGGAACGAUUCUUAAGCAUCGUUGCUGGUCACCCACUCCUGCAGACCGGUAGUAAGGUUCUCUGCGCAUUCAUGCAGGAUCCGGCCUGGGAGAAGUCUCAGUGGGUAUAA